AUCGUAACUGCAUUCGCGCUCAUUCUUUCCCAUACGCAACGGACACGGGACGGUUCGGCUCCGGAACAAGUGGCAUCGCGGAUCAUUUAAUUGAACGAGGCGGACGCACGAUGGACCGGCUCCGAAUCGAGUGGCAUCGCGCAUCAUAUAAUUGAACGUAUCAAUCGAGAUCGAGAGCCGGAUUGAUUUGGGGAUGGAUGUCGUCGCGAUGUCGUCUAAAUGAACUCGGCGUAUUGCGGGGCGGAUCGGCUCCAAAACAAUCUCGACUCGUUAAACAGUGAUCACUCAAUCGAGGCCGUUAAGUGGAAAAGAGUCUGCUGAAUACAAUGGCGAAGGCACCGGCAGUCGGAAUCGACCUGGGCACCACGUACUCGUGCGUGGGUGUCUUCCAGCACGGCAAGGUCGAGAUCAUCGCUAAUGACCAGGGUAACCGCACCACGCCGAGCUACGUCGCCUUCACCGACACCGAGAGGCUGAUCGGCGAUGCGGCGAAGAACCAGGUAGCCAUGAAUCCCAGCAACACCAUCUUUGACGCAAAACGCUUGAUCGGUCGUCGCUUCGAUGAUGCGACGGUGCAGAGCGACAUGAAGCACUGGCCAUUCACAGUGGUCAACGACGGCAGCAAGCCGAAGAUCGAAGUGUCUUACAAGGGCGAGAUGAAAACCUUCUUCCCCGAGGAGGUGUCCUCCAUGGUCUUAACGAAAAUGAAGGAGACAGCAGAAGCUUACCUAGGCAAGACUAUAACAAAUGCUGUCAUCACCGUGCCGGCUUAUUUCAAUGACUCUCAGAGGCAGGCGACGAAGGAUGCCGGCGCAAUUGCUGGCCUGAAUGUCCUUAGGAUAAUAAACGAGCCUACGGCCGCUGCAAUAGCGUACGGUCUUGAUAAGAAGGCCGCGGGUGAGAAGAAUGUCCUGAUCUUCGACUUGGGCGGUGGUACCUUUGAUGUGUCGAUCCUGACAAUUGAGGACGGUAUCUUCGAAGUAAAAUCCACGGCCGGCGACACGCAUCUCGGUGGCGAGGACUUUGACAAUCGAAUGGUAAACCACUUCGUGCAAGAGUUUAAGAGGAAGUACAAAAAAGAUCUGAGCAGCAACAAGAGAGCUGUGAGGCGCUUGAGGACCGCCUGCGAGAGAGCGAAGAGAACGUUGAGCUCGUCGACGCAGGCGAGCAUCGAGAUUGACUCGUUGUUUGAGGGUAUCGACUUCUACACAUCGAUCACUAGGGCCAGGUUCGAGGAACUCUGCGCCGACUUAUUCAGAAGCACUCUCGAACCCGUUGAGAAGGCACUUAGAGACGCAAAGAUGGACAAGGCUCAAGUUCACAGCAUUGUUCUGGUUGGUGGCUCCACCAGGAUACCAAAGAUUCAGAAGUUACUUCAAGACUUCUUCAACGGCAAGGAAUUGAACAAAUCUAUCAAUCCAGAUGAGGCUGUUGCCUACGGCGCGGCAGUUCAGGCGGCGAUUCUGCACGGUGACAAAUCUGAGGCGGUUCAAGAUUUGCUCCUGCUGGAUGUGACUCCGUUGUCGUUGGGUAUCGAGACCGCUGGCGGCGUUAUGACCACCUUGAUCAAGAGGAACACGACGAUCCCAACGAAACAGACUCAGACGUUUACUACAUAUUCCGACAAUCAACCGGGAGUACUUAUCCAAGUUUACGAGGGUGAGAGAGCGAUGACUAAGGACAACAAUAUCCUCGGCAAAUUUGAGCUGACGGGUAUACCUCCGGCGCCUAGAGGGGUACCGCAAAUCGAAGUCACCUUUGACAUCGACGCCAAUGGCAUAUUGAAUGUCUCUGCAAUUGAAAAAUCUACGGGCAAAGAGAAUAAGAUCACGAUUACCAAUGACAAGGGUCGCUUAUCGAAGGAAGACAUAGAGAGGAUGGUGAACGAAGCCGAGAAAUACCGAUCGGAGGAUGAACAACAGCGUGAAAGGAUUUCCGCUAAGAACUCCCUCGAGUCGUAUUGCUUCAACAUGAAGAGUACGAUGGAAGACGACAAAGUUAAAGAUAAGAUUGAUGCAUCCGACAAAGAGAAGGUCCUUUCCAAAUGUAGCGAGGUCAUCUCCUGGUUAGAUGCGAAUCAGUUGGCGGAGAAGGAAGAGUUUGCGGACAAGCAGAAGGAACUAGAAGCCAUUUGCAAUCCCAUCAUCACGAAACUCUAUCAAAGUGGCGGAGCGCCUGAGGGUGGCUUCCCUGGUGCUGGCGGAGCAAGACCCAAUCCUGGUUCUGGUGGCGCUGGACCAACCAUCGAGGAAGUCGACUAAAUUAAACGACCAAUUUCUGUUUUUUCCUUGUGUACUUUAACAAAUUUCGUUUCAUUUCAUUUUAUUAAAGUACACAUAAUGUUAAUAUAUUUGACAUAUUCAUUUGAUGAAUCUACGCUUUGUAAAAACAAAAUGUUUUUAUAAGGGUUGGGAAAGUUACUUUUUAAAAGUAACUCGUUACUGUUGCUCGAUAUCGAGUCAAAAAGUAUUAUUCAUUACCAUUACCAUCAUUUAAAACGUAAUGAUGCGCUACUUUUUUCGUUACUUUUUUAGUUUAAAAUAAGAUCAAAUUAAUUAAUAAAUUAAACAUAAAAUUUACUUUCUGUUAUGUAAAAUGUUUUUUAAAAGUAUUAAUAAAAACAUUAUUUUGUAUGUUAAAUUAGCAAGACCACAAAAAAUUAAAAAGAAAAAGGUUUAAAAAUGCUUAAAUUGCAAAUUAAAAAAUUGGAUUAAAUUAAAUUUAUAAAUGCAAAAUUUAUACUUUUUUGCACUUUCAAUUUUAUGUUUAAAAAUUUUAACAUGAUAAUUUCAAAUCCUAAAUUGUUCUUAAAAUGUAUGCAAUAUGAUUGAUUUAUGGCAUCUAAAGCUAUAUUUAAAGUGGUCUGUCUAACAACAGCUAAAGAUUAAACGUACAUAAUGGAAAUGUCAAAAAUAAAUUCAAAAUGUAAAAAGUAACGAUAAAAAUAACUAUUGAAUUCGUUACUGUUACUAAAAAAAAAUGUAACAACAUUACUGUUACAAUCAAUGAAAGAGAAAAGUAAUGCCGUUG
Solenopsis invicta (red fire ant) is the source of this 3030-nucleotide messenger RNA. RefSeq names its product heat shock 70 kDa protein cognate 4. The transcript has 7 exons. Gene Ontology annotation, cellular component: nucleus; cytosol; cytoplasm. Gene Ontology annotation, molecular function: ATP-dependent protein folding chaperone; heat shock protein binding; misfolded protein binding. Gene Ontology annotation, biological process: protein refolding; cellular response to unfolded protein; vesicle-mediated transport. Lineage: Eukaryota; Metazoa; Arthropoda; Insecta; Hymenoptera; Formicidae. Bases 327 to 2261 code for a protein of 644 amino acids. The record is from RefSeq and is a predicted model, not a curated record.